This is a messenger RNA of Clupea harengus (Atlantic herring), 1149 nucleotides long. It is a transcript of the gene hspa12b, whose product is annotated as heat shock 70 kDa protein 12B-like. The record is from RefSeq and is a predicted model, not a curated record. NCBI's taxonomy places the organism in Eukaryota, Metazoa, Chordata, Actinopteri, Clupeiformes, Clupeidae.
AUGGUUCUUCCUCACAAACCUCCGGACACAAACCCCAGAGGUCGCGGGGGUCAACCUCAGCCUGAGGUAAAGGAGGUGUCAUCAUCAGUGCUGAAGGAGGACGAGGUGCGGUGGAUCACCGUCCCGGCCGUGUGGAGGCAGCCAGCCAAGCAGUUCAUGCGUGAGGCGGCCUACCUGGCUGGACUGGUGCAUCCAGACACCCCUGAGCAGCUCCUCAUCGCUCUGGAGCCCGAGGCCGCCUCCAUCUACUGCCGCAAGCUCCGUCUCCACCAGAUGAUUGACCUCAGCCAGCGACCAAUGACCAACGGCAUGGACCUGGAUGGGUCCCGCCUCUUUGACUCCAGCUUUAGGCAAGCGCGCGAACAACUGAGGAGAUCCAGGCACAGCCGCACCUUCCUGGUGGAGAGCGGGACGGGGGAGCUGUGGUCGGAGAUGCAGACAGGUGACCGGUACAUAGUGGCAGACUGUGGAGGAGGAACAGUAGACCUGACCGUCCACCAGAUUGAGCAGCCACAGGGGACACUGAAAGAGCUGUACAAAGCCUCAGGCGGUCCGUAUGGUGCCGUGGGGGUGGAUCUGGCCUUUGAGGCCCUCCUCUGCCAGAUCUUUGGGGCCGACUUCAUCGACAGCUUCAAAGCCAAGAGACCUGCCGCCUGGGUGGACCUCAUGAUCGCCUUCGAGGCCCGGAAGAGGACCUGCGCCCCGGGCCGGGCCAACGCCCUCAACAUCUCCCUGCCCUUCUCCUUCAUCGACUUCUACAAGAGGCACAAGGGGCAGAGUGUAGAGACCGCCCUGCGCAAGAGCAAUUCGAACAUCGUUAAAUGGUCAUGUCAGGGAAUGCUGCGGCUCACUCCUGAGGCCAUGAACGAGCUCUUCCAGCCCACCAUCAGUAACAUCAUCAAACAGAUCGAGGAGCUCAUGCAGAAACAGGAAGUACAGGGCGUGCGCUUCCUCUUCCUGGUGGGCGGUUUCGCCGAGUCGCCCAUGCUGCAGCGGGCCGCGCAGAACGCCUUGGGCCGGUCCUGCCGCAUCAUCAUUCCCCAAGACGUGGGCCUGACCAUCCUGAAGGGGGCGGUGCUUUUCGGUCUGGACCCCACGGUGGUACGCGUCCGGCGCUGCCCGCUGACCUACGGCGUCGGGGUCCUCAAC